ACAUUUUUCAGGUUAUUUUUUUCGAAUCAACUAGAGUGUUGUUAAUUCUUGGGAAUAAAAGAAAUAUUUCACUUACACAGUAUUGGCUAAGGAAAGGUGUAUAAUUUGAUUCUCACGUCUUACAUUAUUUGCGCAUAAUUACAUCACACAAAAAUGACUAUUCGAAACUGGCAGCACUAACAUCACCGACGACUAAUUUUCGGAAGCACUGAGUAUUCGGAACAGCUGUGAUUUGUGAACUGUCAAAUUUUGUUGAUAUACCGUUCGAUUUGUCACAAUUAUUCUGGCGCGAUCAAUAUUUUGAUUCUGAUAUUUGUGUAGCUUUUGGCCAUUGUGGACUAACCAAACAUCUGCUAUUUUUGCCAACUUUUUAGUGCAUCAUAAUGGACCUUCAUUUUGAACCAGAUGGUGACUUAAUCGAUAUCCACGAAGAUGGAUGCCUUACUUUUGAACCUUAUCCCACUGAAUGGGACCUGAAAAAUAUUUGUUUUACAAAGGCUGCCGACAAUCGAACCUUUGAUUUUACAAUAUCCUCAUUGAAUAAUUCGAAAAAAUAUAAUGGGACCACGCAUCUCGAGGCAGGCGAUCCCAAAAUCCAGCGCUUUGAAGUGAUUGAUAGCUGGGGCGAUUAUGAAGAUCCAUAUGAAAUACAGUUGACAGAUAUUCAUCUGCUAUCCAAUGAGGUUUUCUGUGACGGAUACAAAUUAUUCUUUCUAGAAUUCAUAGGUGGAUCAAUAAUUUCGUCCGCGGUCGGUGGAGGUGGGGUAUCGAUAGCUCCAACGGUUUUAAAGACGUUGGUUGGAUAAAAAAAUAGAUUUUAAUAUACUAAGUCAUAUAACUGCUGUUUUAAGAUAAAACGACGUAUCGCAUUGUUUGUGUGCUUUGUAGAGCUUUCGAAAGCGCUGAGCUUUUUUUUAUUUCAUUGGAAAAUUGAUAUAUUUCAGUUGAAUACAAAAGAUACUAUUAAAUCAAAUGCAAUAAGUACUAUGUUUUAUCAUAACACUGCAGCAAUGCGAACGGUUCGUGACUGGUAAUUUUAAUUCGUAACUGAACCAAUAAAUGCAGAUAUAAAUGACCUGUUCCAACACAAAGAAUUUAAUAAAAAAUAAGCUUUGACCGACCAUAUUAUAAUCUAAACAAUGAUCUAAUUCUAUAUGUGACUUAAGAUUCAUCAAGCACCAAAUAGGUCGGAUAUAGAGUUAGGCAUUCAUUGUCUACCAAUGACCGAAGAAUGGUAUGGUAUUGUUUCCAAGUUAAGAGCAUGGUGCAUAUUUGCAACUAGUUAAAAUGGUUAUUUUCGUAACUUUAAGGUACACCCUGUACUGUCAGAAAAGCUUCAGGAAUGCCUCUACUUCCAAGAAAUAUCGGCGCUAUCAAAUAAAUAAAUAAUAAGACAUUUUAACAGUACACUUCUUGCAUUGAAAUGACAAUUAGAUGAAAAAAGUGAUCAGACUGAUGAGACUUCGAUGUUUUUUUUUGAGUAUUUCCCUACGAAAAGAUUUGUCUUAGAUGCCAAUGCCACUAGCAAUUCGUUACUCAUUACUUAUCAUUGCAAAUAAAUAUAAUUCCAUUAUAAUCCUUAUACAAAACUGUCAUAAUAUGGGUUAGAAAUAAAAAUCACUGUUCCUCAGUAAGCACAAUAUAUACCAUAUUCAGAACCACCCUAUAACCUUUAUUGCAUUUGAAACGCCCUAUAUUCAUAGAGAAUUUUCCGGGCAACAAUAAUUGAGAACAUUAUAAUGAUCAAAAAAUAUUAUUUCUACCUGAAAUGUGAAAAAAAACAGUGAAAAUAUUGGUGUUAAAAAAUAUUUUCUGACUUUGACCGCAUUUUUG
This is a messenger RNA of Bradysia coprophila, 1833 nucleotides long. RefSeq lists its product as uncharacterized. The record is from RefSeq and is a predicted model, not a curated record. NCBI's taxonomy places the organism in Eukaryota, Metazoa, Arthropoda, Insecta, Diptera, Sciaridae.